This is a messenger RNA of Peniophora sp. CBMAI 1063, 1038 nucleotides long. The record is from the annotation of a GenBank genome assembly. Lineage: Eukaryota; Fungi; Basidiomycota; Agaricomycetes; Russulales; Peniophoraceae.
AUGGCCCCUUCCCAGUACACGCGCAUUGUUCUCCAGCAAAGGCCUACAGGGGAUGUCGAUGCCAACACUUUCCGUCGCGAGACAGUCGCGUUCGACUUGAAGCCGGGCCCGAAGCAGGUCCUGGUCAAGGUCAACUGGCUUGCGUUCGAUGCUGCUAUGCGGAGCUGGCUUCGGGAUGCGCGCAGCUAUAUCAAGCCUGUCGGUCUUGGAGAAGUCAUGCGCGCAGAUGGCCUGGUCACUGUUGUACAGUCUGGCGAAGGCUCGAGGUACAAGCCCGGUGAUCUUCUCUCAUGUGCACCAGGCUGGACUGAGUACGCUGUCCUCGACGACAAGUUCUGCACCCCCGCGAAGGUCCCCUCGGGCGCUGACUUCCUCGACUACCUCGGACCCUUGGGUAUGACCGGUAUGACCGCCUACUUCGGUCUACUCGAAGUCGGCAAGAUCAAGGCGGGCGAGACCCUCGUCGUCACUGGGGCGGCUGGUGCCACAGGGUCCCUCGUCUGCCAAAUCGGCAAGAUCAAGGGCGCGAAGGUCGUCGCCAUUGCCGGCACGGAAGACAAGUGCAACUGGCUGAAGCAAGACCUCGGCGUCGACCUCGCGCUCAACUACAAGAGCAAGACCUUCUUCCAGGACUUCAAGAAGCAGGUCGGCUAUCUGGACUGCAUGUUCGACAAUGUUGGCGGUGACAUGCUCAAUUUCAUGCUCACGCGGUUGAACAAGGACGCGCGGAUCGUUCUUUGUGGUGCGAUCUCCGACUACAACAGCGAGGCGCCGAAAGGCUUGUCGUCUUAUAUGAACUUGAUCUCUCAGCGCGCGAAGAUACAGGGGUUCAUUGUCUUCGACUACGCACGACACUACGCGGAGGCGCGACAACAGAUGGCGGAGUGGCUGAAAGACGGCAAACUCAAACGGCGCUUCCAGAUUGUCGACGGGCUCGAGAACGCGCCCGAGACGAUGCCACUGCUAUACCGUGGCGGAAAUACCGGAAAGCUGGUUCUCCGGGUCUCCGAGGCUGGUCUUGGGUCUGCAAAGCUCUAA